Molecule: messenger RNA, 1771 nt
Organism: Anopheles arabiensis
Lineage: Eukaryota; Metazoa; Arthropoda; Insecta; Diptera; Culicidae
Gene: His2Av
Product: histone H2A.V
Exons: 5
Coding region: 280-660 (126 amino acids)
Cellular component (GO): nucleosome
Molecular function (GO): DNA binding; protein heterodimerization activity; structural constituent of chromatin
Source: RefSeq, a predicted model, not a curated record
UCUCGCUCUGCUUACCCGCCAUUCAGUUGCCCGUGUGAGCGCUAUCAAGCUGGUAUCCGUUGAGUUGUGUGCCGAAACCCAUUAAAUUUCCCGAACCAUUUUCCGCGCUUCGAUUUUUGUUUUUGUUUUUGGCAGCAGCAGCAGCGGUGUGUGUGCCCCCUCGUACCAGAACGGUCGCGGAACAAAACGCAUUCAAGGCAAAGCGCUCCAACCGGCAGGUCCUGUGUCACUCUCUCUCUUCACGCCCGUUAGGCUCAAUCAUCAUCCAACAAAAGCGAAAUGGCUGGCGGUAAAGCAGGCAAGGAUUCGGGCAAAGCGAAAGCCAAAGCAGUGUCGCGCUCCGCAAGGGCGGGUUUGCAGUUCCCGGUCGGACGUAUCCAUCGUCAUCUGAAAAACCGAACCACCAGCCAUGGACGCGUCGGUGCGACCGCCGCCGUUUACUCGGCAGCCAUCCUGGAGUACCUGACGGCUGAGGUGCUGGAGUUGGCCGGCAACGCCUCGAAGGAUCUCAAAGUGAAGCGAAUCACGCCCAGGCAUCUGCAGCUGGCCAUUCGCGGUGACGAGGAGCUGGACAGCUUGAUCAAGGCCACCAUUGCCGGCGGUGGCGUCAUCCCCCACAUCCACAAAUCGCUCAUCGGCAAGAAGGGCGGCCCCGAGUAAUAAGCAGUCCCGAGCAGUUUUGGAUAGCGGGGACGGGGAAGAGGGGAGUUUGCAAACGAUAGCAGUCCCAUGCGCGAAAACAUGGGAAGAAGCAGAGAGGGGCAUUGGGGUAAUCCAUUUGUAUGACCACAAUGAAAGUUUAUUUUUAAUCGGGAGCGUGUGUGAGAGAGCGUAUGCUUUUUUUUCUAUAUAGAACCUACGGUGUUAUAGAGACAGAGAAGGUAGGGAGCAAGAAAGGGGGGAAGGGGAGAGAGUGGUUAGGCGAGCGCGCGCUCAAAACCGAACGAAGGAGACUUUUAGAAGGAGAUGCGGUUUGCAUUUUUUUUUUUGUCAUUGUUUUUACCUUUGAUUGCAUCGCGGUUAAGGCAGAGGACUCGCCGGCGCACGUCGGCACGUGUGUGGCUAGAAUAUUGUGAGCUUUCGAACUUCAUAGAGAGAGCGCGCGCGCUCAUCCACCCCUAACCACCACCCACCCCCCGCGGGGGGGAAGGACGAUUAGUUCUGUUUACUUAUUGUGUCUUUUUUUUCUAUUCUUACUCUCUUUUUUUCCGAUCGCUCAACCUCAAUAACGAUAUAUUUAUAAGAACAGUGAACCUACAUUUCACUACCACACACACACACACACACACACACACACAUAGAGACUCGGAUUCUCGGGGGGUAUUUUUUUUCGUGGUUUCCUUGGCAUAGAUAGAUCCCGCCAAUAGAUUCUACUACGUACUAAAAAAAAAAGAAAAAGGAAGAGUGACGGGAGGGAGAAUCUUUCCGGGAUCUUCGACUGUUGGAAUCAAUUUUUAAUCGGAGAAGGAGAAAAGCAAAACAAAACACGUCUACUACUACUUACGCUAAAUAAAGAAAAGAAGAGUCAUAAGCAACUCACCAUUGUACAACGACAGGCUUUAUACUUUUACGGUUUUUUUUUUAGCAUGCAUGGCGGGAGGACACGUUUUCCUUUCCGUUCGGAGCACUCAUCACAAAUCUUCAUAAGGUUGCAGCAUCUUUUUUUUUUUUUUUGGUUUGCCUGAUGAAACACACAGCUCAUCGAUAUUGUGGGAUUUUGUACAAACAAAAAAGAGCAGCAGGAAAGAACAGCCGAAAAAUUGUACACUAA